Messenger RNA from Paramecium sonneborni, 906 nucleotides. Lineage: Eukaryota; Ciliophora; Oligohymenophorea; Peniculida; Parameciidae. The record is from the annotation of a GenBank genome assembly.
AUGAAAAUAGUUGUUAAAUAUUUCUAUACAAUUUGCUAAUAGGAAUAAAGAAAGGAAACCAUUCGAUAAAUGAUAGCCGAAUAUUUUGAUGAGAAUAUAGAAUUUGAUAAAGAAAUUUUCAAAGAUUACUAGGAGUUUUUGUAAUUCAUAUUUCCAUUCAGACUAAAAAGUCUCAAUAAAUUGGGAGAAACAAAGAAUCAUCAUUUUUGUAAGAUUCUAAUAUCAGAAUUGAUCUAGACCUAAUAAAUUAUGGAUACUAUGUUAAUUGAAUUAAGAAAAGAGUUAAGCCAAUCAGAUAUUUUAAAUAUAUAUAAGUAAAUUGACUCAAGUUCUGAUGGUUUUAUAGAUGUCAUAAAAUUAAAAAAAUAUCUAUCAUAACAGUUUAAUUUUUAAACUUCUAAUGAUGAUUUGAUUUAUAUUUUUAGAAGAAUGGACAAAGAUGGAGAUGGAUUUAUAAGCAUGGUAGAAUUUAUAGAUGAAUUUACUUUUGAAAUGCAAUAGAUUUCUUAAAUGUCAACUAUGGCUUAAACUAGAUAGCAAUCAUAAACAUCAUCAUAAACAUAAUUUGUGCCUCCAUACUCUGAAGACUGUCGAGAAUUUGCCUUAUUCAUUUCAAAAUUAUUAACAAUUACUGUUUUAGAUGAAGAAGAAUUACUUAAAUUGAAAAGACAUUUUAUUAAAUAGAAAAAACAAUCAUUUUUAAAUUUAUUUGAAGAUAUCGCACAUUCUAUUUAUUUAGAUUAAAGAGAUCUUCUUAAUUUAUUAUAAUAGUAAUUAGUUUCUUAUCAUAUUGUUAGUUUUAAAAUAAGUGUGACUACUGAUUUGGACAAGAUAUGUAAAUUAUUCAAUGAAAAUAAUCCAGAUUAAAUUGAUUUUCAGGAUUUUCUAAAAUUUUUUACUUUUUGA